CGGGGAAAAAAAGAACUUUUGGAAGUUUAUAGCUGCGAGUGCGCUCCGCUAGGAGAGUGAGGCAAGCGUCGCAAACGCGCGACGGCAGAAGGAAAAGGCACUGGUGGACGAGUAAAAUUCAGGACGACUCACAUAUUCUUAUUGUAUGGCCCCUCUAUCGUCCAUGAUGAAUUCUUUUCAAGGGCCACUCUCACAAGAAGGAAAACUACAGGAACGCAAAAGUGCGGACAAAGCGGAGGCUCAAACCAACGAUAAAGCGACUGUCAAAGGAUGUAAAGGCAAGGCGCUGAGUCUUCCGUUCAGUGUGGAGUCUUUAAUAUCAGACAGAACAAGCACACGGACUUUAUACACAUCAUCUGAAUCGGGUAUUAUAUCUCCGACAUCCGGUGGAGAUGAGCGGCUGAGGCUCUCGCCCAUGGCUCUUUACACAGAUAGAAAGAUCCCAGUGGAGAGCGUCUCCAACCUAUCCGACUGCAAGAGAGGAGAUAUGGAAGAACUAAAUGACAAGGGACAGUCCGGCUGGUUUCAGACACCCUCGUACACUUCUCCGCCAAGGCACUCAAGUCCACCUCCAUGUACCCUCAGAAAGCAUAAGAACAACCGAAAACCGCGGACCCCGUUCACCACCUCGCAGCUGCUCGCUUUGGAGAGAAAAUUUCGUCAAAAACAGUAUCUUUCUAUUGCAGAGAGAGCGGAAUUUUCCAAUUCACUCAACCUCACUGAGACUCAAGUUAAAAUCUGGUUUCAAAACAGACGAGCGAAGGCAAAAAGACUACAAGAGGCCGAACUUGAGAAACUGAAACUUGCAACCAAGCCAUUAUUACCUGCGUUCGCCUUUCCGUUCCCAUUCGGAACACACGUUGGAUCUCCACCCCUCUACGGACCGUCCAGUUCCUUUCCUAGACCUGCGUUACCAGUCCCAGGACUUUUCGGAGGGCCAGUGACCUACGGAAUGUAUUAUUUGUCUUAACCAAGUGAGCACGUCCUUCAAGUCACCGUCUAUAGCUGCUGCGGUUCUGCCAGUCACAAGACGAGUGAAAUGAUAGCAAACAAGUUUUCUUUAAAGAACUCUACACCCAUUUAAAAUAAAUUAUUCUUGUGAUCUACACAGAUUAUUCCUAAAGUGAGAGUCCCCAAAUUGGCUUUAAAAGUGCAAUGAAUCUUCCCUGAAUAUAUAUAUUAUAAGUACAGAUAACACGCUAUGUGGCUAAUUGUCUUAGUGUCAGAGAAAAUAAUUUCCAAGAGAUAAUUUAUACUGAGGGCACAGCCAAUCUGGCAAGUGUCUAGAUCAGCAUCACUUGCUGAUGAUGCGUGAUGCGCGAGAAAACACCUAGUGUGCUCUGAAAUGUAUGUAGGAUACAUCCGCGCCAGUUCCAACAAAGCUCUUAAAUUCAAGAAAUUACCUUAUAAUUAUUACUAAGGGUUUUAUAACUUAAAGAGCUCGUUGGACUGUCAGCA
This is a messenger RNA of Sinocyclocheilus rhinocerous, 1458 nucleotides long. RefSeq names its product homeobox protein MSH-C. Gene Ontology annotation, biological process: regulation of transcription by RNA polymerase II; embryonic morphogenesis. NCBI's taxonomy places the organism in Eukaryota, Metazoa, Chordata, Actinopteri, Cypriniformes, Cyprinidae. Gene Ontology annotation, cellular component: nucleus. The transcript has 2 exons. Bases 146 to 970 code for a protein of 274 amino acids. The record is from RefSeq and is a predicted model, not a curated record. Gene Ontology annotation, molecular function: RNA polymerase II transcription regulatory region sequence-specific DNA binding; DNA-binding transcription factor activity, RNA polymerase II-specific.